AUGAACCUCUACGCCAUCCUCUGCUUAGCGUUCCUGCCAGACCUCUGCCACCUUCAGCUGGCCUUCGAUUACUCGGAGAACAACGGUGCAAGUCGACCCAAAUGCACGUACACGUUCGUGGUGGCGCAGCAAAAGAUUACCGGGGCCGUCUGCAUCAGCACGGCAAAGUUCCCCGAAGCUUUUGGUGUGAACAGAAGCGAGGUGGAGGAGCUCAAGCAGGAGCUGAGCCGUCAGCAGACGGACAUAGAAAUGCUUAAGAAAAUGGUGGAUGUCGACCACGAGGCGGCCACCGAGAUGGACCAUCUAAGGAGAGAGAACAGGAACAUAGGAUCCCGUCUCAGCCUCCUCCGUACACAGUUCCUCCAUGAAAUCCACCAGAGGAGCAACGAGACGACUGAAUUUGUCCCGGAGGAGAGCAGAGGCAUCAAUGCCACGGCUGAAGUUGUGAAGUUGGCCUCCAAGUACAAAGACCUCCAGGAUAAAUAUAAUGUUCUGGCGUCUUUGGUUAACAACCAGAGUGUCACCAUAGCGCGUUUAGAAGAGCAGUGUCUCCAAACCAGCUCUCGGCGUCCCGCUGAUCAGGCUCCACCAUCUGAUGGUAACCCUACUGAUGAAAAGAAGAAACAAAACCAUGAAGUGUAUGGAGAGGAGAGGGAUCCCGUAGCUGUCACAAAGGAAGGUCCUCAGGCACAAUCAGAUCCAGUCCCUACGACAACCUCCAGCACGCCUGUUGUCACAGAACCAGAGGCCACCAAAUCUAUAGGACCUUGGGUGGAUUGUUACGACGCCUUGCAGGGUGGACAGACGUCAAGCGGCAUCUAUCUCCUGAAACCCCGUAACAGCAACCAGAUCAUGCAGGCCUGGUGCGAGCAGUCUCUGAAUGGAGGGGGAUGGACGGUCAUACAAAGGCGACAAGGUGGAUCAAUCAAUUUUUUCACCACCUGGCAAAACUACAAGCACGGAUUCGGUAACUUGGACAGUGAAUACUGGUUGGGCCUCGAGAACAUUUUCUGGUUGGCCAACCAAGACGGCUACAAACUCCUGAUCCUCAUGGAGGACUGGCAGGGACGACAAGCCAGUGCCGAAUAUGACCACUUCAGGCUGGAACCAGAGAGUGACUUCUACAGGCUGAGGCUGGGCCAGUACAAAGGGACAGCCGGGGACUCGCUCUCCUGGCACAAUGACAAGCAGUUUAGCACCCUGGACAAGGACAGAGACGCCUACCUGGGUAACUGUGCCCAUUUCCAGAAAGGAGGCUGGUGGUAUAACAUGUGUGCUCACUCUAACCUGAAUGGGAUGUGGUAUCGUGGAGGUCAUUAUAGUAGCCGCUACCAAGACGGCGUGUACUGGGCUGAGUUCCGAGGUGGUGCCUACUCUCUGAAGAAGGUCUCGAUGCUGAUAAGGCCCAACAAGUAGACAUCACUUCUGUUUACAUUCACAUUCAGUCUUCUAUAAA
Nanorana parkeri is the source of this 1456-nucleotide messenger RNA. RefSeq names its product angiopoietin-related protein 2-like. The transcript has 5 exons. Lineage: Eukaryota; Metazoa; Chordata; Amphibia; Anura; Dicroglossidae. The coding region runs from base 1 to 1416 and encodes 471 amino acids. The record is from RefSeq and is a predicted model, not a curated record.